AUGGUGAAGAGAAAGCUGGCUGAACACGACAGCAUGAAGCUCAUCAUUGAGCAGAACGAACACAAGUUCAGCAUUAAGGAGUCGAGCACGUUCAGGACCAAAGAUAUCGAGUUCACGCUCGGAGUGCAGUUCGAGUACUCCAUGGCUGACGGCACUGUGCUUACUGGCACAUGGGUCAUGGAAGGAGAGACUCUGAAAGGUACAUUCACCAGGAAGGACAACGGCAAAAUCCUGACCACCACACGGACAGUGGUCGGUGAGGAACUUGUACAGUGCUACAACUACGAAGGUGUCAACGCUAAGAGGAUUUUUAAGAAGGCAUAA
Messenger RNA from Tachysurus fulvidraco (yellow catfish), 324 nucleotides. Its product is annotated as fatty acid-binding protein, intestinal-like. The record is from RefSeq and is a predicted model, not a curated record. The transcript has 3 exons. Gene Ontology annotation, molecular function: fatty acid binding. Gene Ontology annotation, cellular component: cytosol; nucleus. Lineage: Eukaryota; Metazoa; Chordata; Actinopteri; Siluriformes; Bagridae. Bases 1 to 324 code for a protein of 107 amino acids. Gene Ontology annotation, biological process: fatty acid transport.